AUGGAAGACGGUGCCGUGAUUGCGCCCCCCGAGCCUCCUCCGCUCCCUUACUCGUUACACACGCGGAAGAAGGCGAUCGCCUUUUUCUGGAUCCUCUUCGUCGUCGAUACCUUGGGUCAACCCAUAGCUCUGUACUGGGCGCUAUGGUACGCCACGGAUCUCUCACACAAUUUGGUGUUUUCGAUUGUCACCGCGACCUUGGGAGGAAUCUCGGUGUUUGAAUAUUUUUACCGACUCUACAAUCUCUUCCGCAAGAACUCGCGUGCCCGGCCCUUAAAUGCUCGGAAAUCAUGGCUGGAUUUCUUCCAAAUCAAUUUCACCAUUGUCUGGCUGAUUCUGGCCGCCGAGCUUAUCGCGGGAACGGUUCCUAAAGAACCACAUGUGCGUCUCGUUGCCAUGGUUCUCCCCACCGUCAUGUUCUAUUUCGGCGCCGUUUACCUCUCCCUCGAUAUCUUCCGGAUGCUAGGCUACAAGGCCCCGUUCCGAAUCUCGUCUACCCCAAAGGGGUCCGUCAUGCCGACCGCACUGUACGCGUUAAUCGAGGAUGUGGUGGCCGUGGAUGGAGGCGGAGGUCAAAUGUACCGAUACGCGCUCCGGACACGCUAUCUGUCCAGCCCCUACUUCCGGCGGAUGCUCUUCGAAAUGAACUGCUUCUGGAGUGGGGGCUCGAUUGUCUGCGCAGCCGCCAUUACCGCUAUCAUCUUCACGGUCUCGCAACCGGUCGCCUAUACUCUGGGCUGGUCCCUUCCCUUCGCCUGGGCCGGUAUCUGGGCCUUAAUCACCAUUCCGUGGGUUCAAAGUGACCUGCGCCGCGAGAAGAAAGCGUGGGCAGAGAACCGCGGACAGGGCGGCAUCCCCUGGACCGACGACAUCACCGCGCCCACCGCACGCACCCGUUUCGCAUCUGUUCAGGAACACCUGCCUAAUCUCUUGCCUUGGGUGCGCGAGAAACAGAGCGCACCAUCUACACCUUCAGCGGACGGUGCUGCAGACGGUGCUUCGGCUGCGGAUGGCGCUCCGGCUCCUGACGGUACUGCGGCUCCUGACGGCCAGACGACCCAUUAA
Molecule: messenger RNA, 1065 nt
Organism: Penicillium alfredii
Lineage: Eukaryota; Fungi; Ascomycota; Eurotiomycetes; Eurotiales; Aspergillaceae
Exons: 6
Coding region: 1-1065 (354 amino acids)
Source: RefSeq, a predicted model, not a curated record